Tigriopus californicus is the source of this 2326-nucleotide messenger RNA. Its product is annotated as probable RNA-binding protein 46. Lineage: Eukaryota; Metazoa; Arthropoda; Copepoda; Harpacticoida; Harpacticidae. Gene Ontology annotation, cellular component: nucleus. The record is from RefSeq and is a predicted model, not a curated record. The transcript has 8 exons. The coding region runs from base 150 to 2039 and encodes 629 amino acids. Gene Ontology annotation, molecular function: mRNA binding.
GAAGUCUUCUCUGGGCCAGUUUUAGCCUAACCUUGGACCGAUCAGGGACAUACUCGUCACUGCGUAACCCCCGGGCUUUUUAUUGGAGUCCUCUCCCCCGUUUGUAUUUGACCUUUGACCCAGGAUCCUCGCCCGCUGGCCCGCUGGCCAUGGAUCUGGAAUCCGCUCUGCCCUGGUAUCAUCAUCGAGCGAAGGGUGGGUGGCCCACCGGCUCGUCGAUAUUUUCCCUAGCUUCUAGGGAGCGGGAAGCGUCCAGUCCGGAGCCGUGGCCCCGCCCCCCGCCCACUUCGCGCGAAUGGCGGGAAAUUUCGAGUGGAGAUUCCGAUUUAGUCGAUGCGUCCGGUGGCAUGACACGGCUGAUGACGGGCGGUUUACAGAGUUUGCCCGAACGAGCCAUGGCUGCGGGUCGAAACGGCUCGUUGUGGAACUUAGAUCAGAAUGAAUUUUCUGAUCCACCCCUGGGAGCUGUGGCUCUUCGUCACCGGAACGAAAACCAAAUCAAGAAGUCCAAUGACGAACGACUGCUCGAUCUCGUUGACAAGACAUCGUACCAGAUUGUACAAAGAAACGGACAAAGGAUCUAUGGUGGGCCACCCCCUGGCUGGGUUGGUCCCUCUCCUGACAAGGGCUGUGAGAUUUUCGUUGGCAAAGUCCCCCGUGAUUGUUUCGAGGAUGAACUAGUCCCCAUUUUCUCUCAGAUUGGUCAAAUUUACGAACUCCGUUUGAUGAUGGAUUUUUCUGGCUCUAAUCGCGGAUUUCUGUUUAUUCGUUAUACCUCGUCCGAACAUGCCAAAAUGGCCGUGAAAAAGUUCAAUAAUUACGAGAUUCGGCCCAAUCGUCAUUUGGGCGUUGUGAAAUCUGUCGACAAUCGAAAGUUAUGGAUCAGUGGAAUACCCAAAAAUCAAUCUGCGGAACAAAUAAAGAUCGAAAUGGAACACCUCACAGAGGGUGUUCGGGAAGUGAUCUUGUAUCCCUCUCAAAUGGACAAAUCAAAGACCAGAGGAUACGCUUUUGUCGAGUACGAAUCCCAUCGUCUGGCGGCUUUAGCUCGUCGUAAACUCGUUCCAGGACGAAUUUUUUUACUUGGCCAAGAAAUAGAAAAAGUUGAUUGGGCUGAACCAGAAACUGAAGUGGAUGACGAAGUUAUGAGCAAGGUACGAAUUCUCUUUGUUCGUAACUUGAUGCCAGAAACUUCCGAGAACGAUAUAAAAGAGAAAUUCGAAGAGUUGGGUGGAGAAACCAUUGAACGUGUGAAGAAGAACAAAGAUUAUGCCUUUGUUCAUUUCGUUACUCGUGAAGCCGCAGAAUUGGCUUUGGAGAAAGCCCAGGAUCUGUCAAUGGACGGAGCUCCUCUGCAUGUCACUUGGUCCAAACCUGUAGAUAAAUUGCUCUACAAUCAAAGAAAACAGUUAACCAAGUUGUUCUCUGAAGGAACGCCUUCGAUCUCCCUGAGCAACAAUCUAGGCAUUCCACCUUCAAAUAUCCCAUUUUAUGAAUCCCCUUUGGCCCAACUGAACCCUUUUACUCCGUCCUUCCCUCCUCAUCCAUUGCUGUCUAAUCCAUCGAAUAGAGGUAUACUUCCACGCAAGCGAGGGGCUGCAGGCAUCAGAGGUCUAGGUGCACCAGGAACGGCACCACCUCGUCGUUUGGUGAAAAUGUCUGCCUUCGCCGGUCCUGGUAGUCAUCCUCAACCUUCGCAAUUCGGCAACAAUGGAUUCGGUCUUCAGAAUCCCAUGACCCAUCAGACUUUUCCGUAUGGGUAUCCAGGGCUGACCAACCAUGAUCUGACCUAUCCUCACUAUUUCCCGGCCCCGAUGUUUAGCAAUGGGUAUAUGGACCCAUCUCCUAAUGCAAUGAAUCCCCCGCCUCCUCCCCCUGUCAUGGGAGGAUCUAGUGGUUCGAGUUCGUCCCACGGUUCGCCCAAUCCCGGUAGUAUGAAUCACUUGAAUGAGUCGCACCCUAUGAUGGGCCACACGUUCGAUUCCCAACAUUUGGUGAACGCCAUGCACAAUUUGGCUCUCAACGGAGGCACCUACUGAAUGAUAAUCAACAUGCAAUCGAAUCGAAAGCUCUACGGAUCUCUUGUGAACAGCCCUACGGAUCUAUGAACUACAAACGACUUGGAUCACUAUUGCUACCAACACCCCCACCCACUUUAAAUAGCGACUUAUGAGGGAGUAUUAGUACGAAUCGUUAUGUAAAUAUUCCGAUGUACUCCCUACUGCAACCAACAAUUCACUGAAUAUUUGUUCUUUUUUUACUGUUCAAUAACGAAAAUGUACCCUGUUUGUUUUGUCGCGUAAAUAACAUUCUAUCGUCUCGCAUA